AUGACUGGUCAUAAUCAUUAUCAUCAUUACAAUUGCUUUUAUUCAUUGUUCAUUAUUCUGUAUUGCUUUUUAUGUAUUGAAUUCAUUCAAACAAUUGAUAGAACAGAAUUAAAUGAAUUAAAUAUAUAUGAUCCAAUGAAAUGUCGUUCUGGAAAUUAUCGUGGCAAAGUGAAUAUAGCAUUUGAUGGAACAGAAUGUUUAGAUUGGAUAGAUCAUAAAUCAUUUUAUAAACCAUAUUGGUCUGAUGAUGAAGCUAGAAAACAUAAAAAUUAUUGUCGUAAUCCAGGAAAUGAUUCUUCUGGUCCAUGGUGUGUUGUUGGUUUAGGAAGAUUUAAAUAUUGUGAUGUACCAAGAUGUGCUGAACAUAUUGGUUGUUAUGAAGGGAAUGGAGCAGAUUAUAAUGGAGAUCAAGAUCAAACAUCUGAUGGACAACCUUGUGCGAAAUGGAGAAUUAGUAAUUCACGUAAAGAAAUUGGACCAAUUUAUCGAUAUCGUCUACAAUAUAAUGAGACAACUAGUAAAUUACUAAGCACCUCCGAUUAUGAACUUGACAAUUUUCGUUCAUGUCGAAAUCCAGGCGGUGUAAAAUCCCAACCAUGGUGUUAUCCAAUUAAAGUUCGUGGUGUUUCUUCUGGUAUACAAAAUUGUGAUAUACCAAAAUGUUCUGAUCCAGGGACGCUUGGUUAUCCAUUAUUUAUUAAUGGUAGUCAAUGUAUGCCAAAUUUUGUUCUUCAAAAACAAUUUGUCAAAUUGGAAUCAUCUACUGUUGUUGUCGUUGACUAUUGUGUAGCUCCGCAUGGUUUUAUUUAUCAAAGGCAUAAUAAUGCUAAAUAUAAUAAAUUCAAACAAUUCUGUUUAUUUCUUGUCGGUAAAACAAUGUAUUGUCCAGCAGGUUUUAUGCGCACUAGACGAUUUCAACCAAGUUUAGAAUUUAUUGGUCAUCUCUCUGGUCCAACAGCAUGGAGACCAACAUUUGAUAAUAUCUUACAAAUAAUUACUUGUUGUGUAAAACCUGAAUUUUGGACUAAUUCUACACGAACUCCAUAUAUAUCUAUUGAAAAAGUUUCACAAUAUAAAGGAGACUAUGGUGCUAGUACGAGUAACAAUAAUAAUAAUAAUAAUGGUAAAGAAGCACAAGAGUUACGUAAUAUAGACACGACUAUAUCACCUUUUACAACUGAAGAUGAAGAUUGGUUUUAUUUAAAACCACGGCGUAGAAUAACAGUUGGUGAUUUCUUUCCAUUACGUCGUCGUAAAUGGAUAACAAGAUGGAAACGUUCUAUUUUUGAAAAUGAUACAGAUGAUAAUGUAGCAUCAGAAAUAACAAAUUCUGAUUCUUUAUCAUCAUCAUCAUCAUCAUCAUCAUCAUCUUCUUCUUCUUCUUCUUCUUCCUUAACAUCGUCAUCUAUAACAUCAUUGUACAAUCCAGAAACUUCAUACACUCCACAAUCUACAGUACUGGAUCCACCGUUAUUUGUUUCUAUUUAUCAAUGUCCACCAGUUAAAGGAACAAGUCGACUUGUUGCACCAUUGUUUCGUAAUGUUCUUCCUGAUGAAACACUUAGUGAUGUAUUACAAAAUUUAUUUCCUGAAAUAAGUUGUGAAUAUCGUGAAGCUAAAUCUGAAUUUAUACCAAACGCUGAAACUCGAAUUAGUCAGUUAGCUCUUCUUAUUAAUGAACCAACAUGUCCAGUUGGUUUUGUUAAAACACAAAUCUCUCGACGAGUUGUAUUCAUUCUUGGCACAAGUAUUAGUUUAUGUUGGUCAGUUUCAAAUCGUUACAAAUUAGACACAACAACAACAAAUAGAAAUCAAUUACCGAUUGGAAAUUAUUGUUUAGUAACAGAACAUUCAUUGGAUAAUGUAAAAUCGAAUUAUCUACAAGAAACUGAUAAAGAUAAACGUUACAAUUAUAAAUGUCCACAAGGUUUACGACAAAAUGAAAUCAAUUUUGUACAAGUUGGUUAUCGUUUAAAGUUGUGUUGUUCUGUAAAUUCACUAGCAAAUUUUACUGAUUAUGAAGAUGAUACUAAAUUAGAUAAAAUUAAUUAUCAAACCCCAUUAGGAAUUACAUCACCAUUUGCUAUAAUACAAAAUGGUCCAACAUGUCCAACAUUUUAUUCAGGCAAUGUUAAAUUAACAGUAGUACAAUAUAAUCGUCCAAUUCCUCGUCCAUAUGGUGAUCAAAUUGAAUUAAUUGGACCAGAUAAUCCAGUUAAGUUAGAUGGAAUACCAAACAUAAUCAUCUGUCAAUAUUUAAAUCAAGAAAUUAAAUUAGGGGUGAAAUCACUUCGUUAUGAUUGUGAUGGUUUGGGACAUCGAGAAGUUAUGAGCUAUGGUGGAGCCACUUGUGGAUUUGAAGCGAACUCUACGGUAGUUUUCCCACCUGGGAAAUAUUGUUUCUUACAAUUAUCCUCUACAUGCCCUACAGGAUUCAUAUCAAGAAGUGGUGUCGAUCGAUUCGGUUUCAGUUUACAAAGUCUUGGUAGUACAUGUUGUCGUACUGAAGAAUCAAUUGGAGCAAUUAAAUUACCAAUUAAUUUAGAAGCCCCGUUUAAACUGCCUGCAGUUUAUCAACCAUGUCAAGCAAUAGAGAAUUUCAGUGUUGAUGCUGAAUUACAUCAAUGUGUUUAUUACCCAAAAGGAAAUAGAUCACAUAUAAUGCUGGUAUGGCCACGUGUUGUUUCCAGUUUAAAUGACACUGUAAACGGGAGUGAUAAUAAUAAAACUUCUGUGCCAAAAUACUGUUCAAAGUUACCUGGAAAAAGGGUCGGAUUUAGAAGAAGCCAAUUGGGUCGUUUAUCUGCAUUAUUCUUUAAUAUAAUGCAAGAUCAAUGGUUAACAUAUAAACGACCACGUUGGACAACACGUACAAGUGAUUCAAGUGAUAUAUGCUUCAAUGAAUUGAAUUUGGAAAAUAUUCCCACAUUAAUUCAUCCAUCAACUGGAUAUUGUAUAUCAGUAUUUGGUAAUUGUCCAUAUAAAUUCUUUAGAGAAGUCGGUGCUGCACCAUAUAUGAAUACGGUUAUUUGUUGCCUUAUUAAAGAAUAUAUUUCAGAAGUCGAUAAACUUAAUCAGACAUCAUCAUCAUCAACAACAACAACAACGUCAAUAAACACACCAACAGUUCGUUCAUUUGUCACUUUGGGUUGGCCAACAAAGGAUGACAAGAGGGAAUUGAAAAAUUUCACCGGCACCAAAGUAUUAACUACGUAUGAACAAACUAAUUCACAAAAAUAUUUAAAAGACUUAAGUUACUGCCCUCAAUUUCGUGAUAUACAAUUGAAACGACGUAUUGUUGAAAGUAUGUAUAUACCAGAGAAUGUCUCAUUAUCAUCACGUCCUCAAAAUAAACAAUUGUUUGGACAGUAUAAAAAUUUACUUACAUUAUUCAAUGUCUCCAAAUCGAACGGUUUACAUUUUGAUAUUCAAACUGGUAUAUGGUCGGAAAAUGAUAUUGUACAUGUAAUAUAUUGUGAAUAUGGUACAGGUAAAACACCCGGUACAGAUGAUCAUCGAAAUUGGCCUGUAGCAAACUAUGCUAUACCAAAAUCAUUAAAUGAUUGUCCAAAAGGUUCCGUAAAAGCAACAAUGCGACAUCAACAAGAUAGAUAUGGAUUUCACUAUUCACAACCAAUUCAUCUAGAUGGAGUUUAUUUUAAGCGUAAAAAAGAUAUACUUUUGGACUAUUGUGUAUUCACUGAUGAUCAAACUGCACAUCGUACAGGAAACUAUGGAGGUGAAGAAUCUCUUCCAGCUGGUCAUUACUGUGUGCUACGCGUCAAUGGUAACUGUCCAGUAGAUUUCAGUGAAGGAUUGUUAAGUAUACUUGAAGGACCGGAAAAGCUGACACGUUCCAAAGACACCUCAGAUUCACAAAUAAAUCGAAACAUAGAUUUACUACAACAAACAACAACAUCUACACCAGAUAUUAUUCGUAUAAGAGCACAUAUGAAAGAGAGUACAUCAAAAAUUGACCGACUCAAUUAUCAUUUCUGUUGUCGAACUGAUUCACCAAGUGUUGACAGUCCAAUUGAUGGUUUCCCUGCUGAAACUGGUCCUUUUUAUUUGUACAGGGUUGGAGAUAAAUGUCAACAAAUUACUGGAAUGCAUGUUACUGAAGAAUAUAUUUGUGUAGAUGCACCUAAUCGAGGUGAUCCAAACUGGUGGUCAAUUGAUCAAAAUCAUACUUGGUCACCAUAUAAUGUGAAAGGUUUAACACCAGCACGUGUACCAUAUCAUGAUUUUUGUGAUGUUGAAAUCAAUUUAUGCUAUUAUGAACAGGCUGCUCCUGUCUCGGAAAAUGAAGUGACAGAAAGUUAUUAUUUUCAAACUGAAUGGCCAUUAGGUCAAUAUGCAUUACCGAAUGUACAUAGAAAUGAUUUAGAUAAAGCAUGUCCACCAGGAUUUACACAACAUUAUUAUUCAUUAAUUAAUAAUCAAGCAGCAUUUUUUGAAUUAGAAUUAAUGCCAAUGAGUUUAGGACCAUAUUUUUUAGAAUUAAUGGGACAUAAUUAUAGUGCAUUAAAUGUACAUUAUUGUGAAAGAAAUAAUCCAAAUAUAAAUGAUGAAUUAGUUAAUGAAACAGGAGAAGUUAUAAUUGAAGCAAAUAAUGAAGAGGAAACAGUCACUACUACUUCUUCUUCUUCUUCUUCCUCCUCAUCUCCAUCAUCAAUAAUAACGGGAUUAUUAGGAGAUGAUAAAAAACUUCCUGAGUUUCAAUGGCCUAAAGGUGAUUACUGUGUAAUAUCUACAGCUGAAAAUCAUCAAUGUCCACCAGGUCUUCAUAGACAUGCCCGAGCAUUCUCUGAACUUUGUUGUCGAACUGAUAAUAUUAAAGACCCUAAACCCGUCAACUGGCCAUUUAUCGAAGAUUUCUUCUUAUUUGGUGGUGAAAAAUGUUUACCAAUAAAAGAUACUCAUGUGGAACGUUAUCUUGUACGACUGGUUUCUGGUUCAGAAGGUAAGCAUGAACCUCAGUGGGAUGUUCUAUGCCAUUAUUUACCGAUAUCAUGGAUGAAUGACACUAUAGAAUGGCCAUCUGGUGAAUAUAUGCUUCCUAUAGGAAGACGUAGUGGCUUGCGUACAUCAUAUGUGACGACAAUUGCUGCAGAUAAUGAACAGAAUAAUACAACAGCAUCAUCUACAAAUGUUCAAGAUGGUAAAAAUUUUAUCAGUGGCAGUAAAUAUCAAUGUCCAGAAACAUUUGAACGUAAACGUUUUAUAUUUGCAAGCAGCGAAACUGAACAACAAUUAAUGAGCAAUCCGAAUACCAAUACAGAGACUAUAUUCAACAUAACCGCCUACGUGACCAUGGAAUUUUGUGUACAUACUAAUGAACAGAAUAGUAGUAGUGGUACUACAAGUAAAUUUUCAACAUGGCCUGCUGGCGAUUACUGUAUAUUUACCAUGAACACACAUUGCCCGAUUGGAAUGAAAGCUUCCAGAGAAUUUCCAUUGAAAAUCCCACGUUUCAUUCUAAAAAGUAUACAUUCCAUAUCACCAGAUGGUGAAAUAAUUCCUAACAGUCAUUGGCAUGAAGAUAUUGAAAAUCAUGUUGUUUAUUUUAUGCAAUGUUGUCGUGAAGAUAAAACUCUACUGUUACGUGUACCACCAUCAAAAGAUGGUUUUUAUUUAGCUAGUAGUUCCGGUUUAUGUUCUAGUGUACCGGGAACUGUAUUGGAUAGAGAGAAAAUUACCACCUACCUUACAUCACCAUUACAUAGUAAUAGUAAUACUAUGAUUAAUAAUCGUAAAUCAACUGUAUUAAGUGAAAAAGAUAUGCUAUUAUAUCGUGAAACACUUGCUCAACGUGAAGGUCUCCUCUAUUUAUGCUAUUAUCAUCCAGCCAAAGGAAUUGAUUAUACUACAUCAAUACUUGGUACACGUUAUUCUAUAAGUCAAAAUAUUUCUGAAAAAGAUAUUGAUGAAAUAGCAAGACUAUGUGGUUGUGCACCGAAUGCAUUUUGUUUACUAAAUAAACAAGCAGAAUGUAUUUGUAAACCAGGUUAUUUCGGUGAUGGACGUUACGUAUGCGCACCAAUAACUCCGCUAACGGAUGAAUGUGCUGACUUAUGUGACCCGUCAGCUGUAUGCGCUGAACAUUUGGGUGUUAGUUUAAAGAAAAAGCAGUCACUCAGUCAUAUGUGUAUUUGUCGUCCAGGAUUUGUUGGUGACGGUUUCUCAUGCAAAUCAGAUUGCGUUGCACGAGAAUGUCAACCAUUCAGUAGAUGUAUACAUAAUAUCCCAAGAGGUAUCACUGAAUGUGUUUGUAUUGAAGGGACAAUACUAUCUGGUACACGUUGUCACUUGGAUGUAUAUAAAACAUUGGAACAAGAAAAAGAUUUACCUCAAUUUAUUGUAGAUCAUGAUCAUUGUCUCUCAUCAGAAACACAAUUAGCUUUGAGAACAUUGAAUCCACCAAAAUACUUUUACAUAUUUGUCCCAUCCAAUAUAAUUCGAAGUUGCACAGAUGUUAAAGAGCACAUAGUUGUACGAUCAAAACCCUUGACUAUAAAUGAACUUAAAUAUGCUACAGUUCAAUCACCGAUUAAGUUAAUCACUGAAAAUAAUACUGUGAUUGAAGUAUAUCCCAUGAAUGGUACACUUAUGAUCGAUGGUCACCUAGCUCAAUUUGAAACUGUGAAAUUUGUCAAUGGUGAAUUAUACUAUUUAUCCAAUCCAUUAAAACGUACAGUGCAUAUUUACAAACUGAACAGUUACAUUUUUAUAUUGAUAACUAUAUCCAUUCUAAUUAUAUGUGGAUUUAUAUCAUUGGUUUUAUAUAAAGGUAUACAAUGGUAUAGAACUGCAAGUAUGAGACAAUUCCAUCGUCUACCUAGACAAGUUUUUAUACAUCGAGCAUUUUGGAAACAACAAACUGACGAUAUCCUCGUAGAAGAAACUGAAGAUCAUGCCAGUUCGUAA
Schistosoma guineensis is the source of this 6927-nucleotide messenger RNA. The record is from the annotation of a GenBank genome assembly. Lineage: Eukaryota; Metazoa; Platyhelminthes; Trematoda; Strigeidida; Schistosomatidae.